Diospyros lotus (date-plum) is the source of this 546-nucleotide messenger RNA. RefSeq names its product zinc finger protein 7-like. Gene Ontology annotation, molecular function: transcription cis-regulatory region binding; DNA-binding transcription factor activity. The transcript has a single exon. Gene Ontology annotation, biological process: gibberellic acid mediated signaling pathway; cytokinin-activated signaling pathway; trichome morphogenesis. Gene Ontology annotation, cellular component: nucleus. The record is from RefSeq and is a predicted model, not a curated record. NCBI's taxonomy places the organism in Eukaryota, Viridiplantae, Streptophyta, Magnoliopsida, Ericales, Ebenaceae. The coding region runs from base 1 to 546 and encodes 181 amino acids.
AUGAGUUCUGUCGCCAUGCAUCGCAAGGUCGACUCCUCUGAGAGCUCAACCAACAAUCAGACGCCCCACCCUAAACCCAAAGCUCAAGUUCCUGAUGAUGAAUUGGCUCAUGAUUCCCCUAAGUUCUGGGAUUACGUGUGCGCCUACUGCCGCAAACCCUUUCCCUCAUCCCAGUCCUUGGGAGGCCACCAGAACGCUCACCGCAAGGAAAGAAAGGAGGACAAGAAGCUGUUCACCAAGAAUCCCAGAGAAUACCGCCGCCGCCGCGCCUGGCUCAAGCAGAAUGCUCAGAUGCCCUUGACAGAUAAUUUCCCCGUUGCACCACCACCUGCUGCUGCUGCUGCUCAGGCGGCGGUGGGUCCCUCGACUGAGCUUGCACUGUUCCCCACUUUUGGAAAUAAGCAAGGUGGGGGUUCUUCAAGAGUUGUUGAGCCAGCAGCUAAGGUUAGAAACGGAACCAAGGCUCCGAAAGGCAGGAAGUCACUCGAGAAAGGCGGCGCCGCCAACGCCAGCGAUGGGGGCCUGGAUUUGACUUUGAAGCUGUAA